AACUCACAUAGAAUUACUGCAUCGGAACUGUUACAGAGCAGGGAGAGAUCGAGCCCCCGACAGAGGAACACCAUCACACCGAGAGAGAAUAGAGAGAGAGAGAGAAUGGGGAAGGAGGUUUCGGAGAGCUGCGUGGAUAGUCUACUAACAGAAAUGGUUGCUUCCUAUUGCGAUCGGUUCUACGCCAAUAAGUCUGAGCUCGCCGCCCGCCGGAUCGAGGCAAUUGGUUACCAGGUUGGCCACCAGCUCUCCGAACGGUAUACAAUGGAAAGGCCAAGGUUUACUGAUCAUUUAGAGGCAAUCAAAUUCAUCUGCAAGGAUUUUUGGUCCGAGGUUUUCAAGAAACAAAUAGAUAACUUAAAGACAAAUCACAGGGGAACAUUUGUCUUGCAAGAUAAUCGGUUUCGUUGGCUUGCUCACAUGUCGGUAGAUCCUUCACUUGAGAAUGGCGGGGCAUCUCAAGAUCCUUCUGAUGCUGGUGAAAGCAAGGCGGCACAAGCAACAAGCAUGCAUCUCUAUUUCCCAUGUGGAAUCAUCAGGGGAGCUCUUUCAAACUUGGGAAUUCCUUGUGCAGUUUCUGCUGAAGUAUCCAACCUUCCUGCAUGUUCGUUUGUUGUCCGGAUAAAGGCCUGAGUACCAGUCUUAUGGGAGUGGCGUUAAGGUGGGAUUCAAAUUUGAUGGCAGAUUUGAGGUUAAGCACACCGUAACAAGCCGAGGCCAUCUGUUUCUUCCUUUUCUUCCUUUUUUUUAUUUUAUUUUUAUGGAGAUGUACUGUGAUUUUGUUUUUCUUUUACAUGGUAAUGUAUUGGAUUGAGGUUCUGAAACCUGAUUUUUCUAGUGUAAGACAGAUUCUGAGAAUGAAUCUUUCUGAGGUGGCUUAAAGCCUGAGACAUUCUAAUAGUUCAUCUCAUUUUUUAUGGCAGCA
This is a messenger RNA of Tripterygium wilfordii, 925 nucleotides long. Its product is annotated as trafficking protein particle complex subunit 6B-like. Lineage: Eukaryota; Viridiplantae; Streptophyta; Magnoliopsida; Celastrales; Celastraceae. Gene Ontology annotation, cellular component: TRAPP complex; cis-Golgi network; trans-Golgi network. Gene Ontology annotation, biological process: endoplasmic reticulum to Golgi vesicle-mediated transport; regulation of GTPase activity. The record is from RefSeq and is a predicted model, not a curated record. The transcript is spliced from 4 exons. The coding region runs from base 106 to 633 and encodes 175 amino acids.